Messenger RNA from Ipomoea triloba (trilobed morning glory), 1655 nucleotides. RefSeq names its product IAA-amino acid hydrolase ILR1-like 6. Gene Ontology annotation, biological process: jasmonic acid metabolic process; auxin metabolic process. Gene Ontology annotation, cellular component: endoplasmic reticulum. The record is from RefSeq and is a predicted model, not a curated record. Bases 87 to 1514 code for a protein of 475 amino acids. Gene Ontology annotation, molecular function: IAA-Ala conjugate hydrolase activity. The transcript has 5 exons. NCBI's taxonomy places the organism in Eukaryota, Viridiplantae, Streptophyta, Magnoliopsida, Solanales, Convolvulaceae.
GCUAUACUAUACUAUACCCUCUUUCAUUUUUCUUCAUUCCUCUCUCUCUCCAUACUCCACUGUCUUCAAUUCCUCAACCGAUAAGGAUGAAGUUAUUAGAGUUUUUUUUAUUAAUAUUUUCCAUCUUUCUUGAUUUUCCGAUCGUCACAUCAAACGCCGGCGCCGGCGCCGAUGACCACCGUGAUUUCACGUAUUUUAAAUCGACCCCCGCCGGCUUCACCAAGCCGCAAGCCGCCGCCGCCGCCGAGAACAUAAAAAAUCAGUCUUUAUCACUGAAGUUGAGCGGGUCAUUGCCGGCCGGGUCGAGCUGUGGGGUUUGGACCCGGAAAUGCUCCGACGAGCUCCUGAGGGUCGCCGGAGAAAGGGAGAACGUGGAGUGGAUAACGGCGGUGAGGAGGAAGAUCCACCGGAACCCUGAGCUGGCUUUCGAGGAGUUCGAGACUAGCCGGCUUAUCCGGGAUGAGCUGGACAAGAUGGGGGUCCCAUACGAGUUCCCUUUAGCCGUCACCGGAAUCCGAGCCACCGUCGGCACCGGCGGCCCACCUUUCGUCGCUCUCCGGGCAGACAUGGAUGCUCUUCCCAUCCAGGAAGCUGUAGAGUGGGAGCACAAGAGUAGGGUUGCAGGGAAGAUGCACGCUUGCGGUCACGACGCUCAUGUCGCCAUGCUCCUCGGGGCCGCUAAGAUCCUUAAAAUCCGAGAAAACUAUCUCAAGGGUACAGUGGUACUGAUUUUCCAGCCAGCAGAAGAGGCUGGGAAUGGAGCAAAAAGGAUGAUCAAAGAUGGAGCUCUUGACAAAGUGGAGGCCAUUUUUGCAGUGCAUGUCUCUCAUCAGCACCCCACCGGUGUGAUUGGAUCAAGACCGGGAGCGUUACUGGCUGGCUGUGGCUUUUUUCGGGCUGUGAUCACCGGGGGUAAAAAAGGCCUGGCCAGUGUUGACCCUGUGGUUGCUGCCUCUGCUGCUGUUAUCAGCUUGCAAGGCAUUGUUUCGCGCGAAGCCAACCCGCUAGAUGCUCAGGUGGUCUCAGUGACUUCAGUUGAUACUGGGGAUUCUCUCCAUACCAUACCAGAGACUGUUGUUCUUUGUGGCACUUUCAGGGCUUUCUCCAACUCCAAUUUCUAUCAGCUUCUGAAAAGAAUAAGAGAGGUCUUUACAGAACAAGCAAGAGUGUUCAGAUGUUCAGCGACAGUGGAGUUCUUCGAGGACAAGGACACAAUUUAUCCUCCAACAGUGAAUGAAGAGAGGAUGUAUGAACACGUGAAGAAGGUCGCUGUGGAUUUGGUCGGUCCAACAAAUUUCAGAGUGGUUCCACCGAUGAUGGGUGCAGAAGAUUUCUCGUUCUACUCUGAAGUCAUACCUGCAGCCUUCUACUACAUUGGGAUAAUGAAUGAGACCUUGGGAUCAGUGCACACCGGCCACUCACCUCGUUUCAUGAUCGACGAAGAUGUCCUCCACGUAGGUGCAGCAACUCAUGCUGCCAUUGCUGAAAGAUACCUGUACGAGCAUGGGACAUGAAUGAAGAACAUAAAUAAUCCUCAGACUAUUAGGUGGCCAUGUUCUAAUGAAUUUGCAUUGUCAAGAACCAAAUUACAAUGUUGCAGAGCUAUAUGUACAAUUUGUAAACAUUUGACUCAACAAUUUGUACUUUACAAGGUA